CCAGGCAAGCCCGCUGAGUCAGACGCUGCUGCUGCUGCUGCCGCGAACGGGCCAUCGCCGACUCCAGGGCCAGUGCAAAGGUUUGCGCCUCGGAAGGCUCCUUGCGCCUAGACCGACGAGGCUGUUUCCGAGCCAGCCGGCGAGGGGGAGCGCAGCGGCCGGCGCGACGUUGGGGGCUUGGCAAAACAGCGAUAGGAAGGAUUUGCAGCUGCCGGAGAGGAGAGGAGAGGGAAGAAAGAACAAACUCUGAAGGAGAAACAAGCAAAAUGAAACAAGCCCUGUUCCUGGGCAUUACCUUCUGUCUCCUCUUCAGAUUUCCAUCCUGCCUCGUGAUUGCAAGUGCAGAGGACAGAGAAGAACAUCAGGAUGCUGCGGUCGGCCCUGCUUUGUCCCCGCUGAAACUCGGGCUCUCCAUCUGUGCAAUGAAAGCUGAUGCUGGUCCCUGCAAAGCCCUCCACACCCGAUAUCACUUUGACAUUUUGACCCGCCAGUGUGAAAUAUUUGACUACGGUGGAUGUGAAGGCAAUGAAAACAACUUUUUAACUCUAGAAGAAUGCCAAGCAACGUGUUUAGUUCCAGAUUUGCCUGAGAAAAAGAAGAAAGCAAGAUUUAAGAAAGAAAAACCUUCUUUUUGCCUUUUGGAGAAUGAUCCUGGAAUCUGCCGGGGAUUGAUUUCCAGGCAUUUCUACAACAAAGAGUCACAGCAGUGUGAAAAAUUCAUGUAUGGUGGGUGCCUAGGAAACCAGAACAACUUUGAGUCUUUGAAAGAAUGCCAGGAUAUCUGCCAGGACAGCCCCAAUUUGCUGCAGAUGGAGGAUGAAAAGCUGGCACUUGCAAGUGUGGCCAAUCAGAGCUCCCCAUCUGUAAAGCAGGUUGUGCAGGUGAGAGAAAGGAACUGCUGGGAAGAGACUGCUCAUUUCCACCCCAUCUUUCUGGUGACUAUCUGCCUCUGCACUCAGAUGUGCUUCUGGGAAUUGGCAGGCAGUUUUGUGGAUGAUGGCUCAGCCCAGAUGCCUUCCUUUUGUAUGACAUCUAUGGAUAGAGGCCUUUGCAGAGCCAAUGAGAAAAGAUUCUUCUAUAAUCAUACAGCUGGAAAAUGCCAUCCAUUCAGUUACAGUGGUUGUGGUGGGAAUGUAAAUAACUUUACCUCCAGAAAGUCCUGCCUUCGGAUGUGUAAGAAAGGUUUCAUGAAAAACCAGCGGGGGCAGCAAGGCCUCAUGAAGAUCCGUCGGAAACGGAAGAAGCAGCCCGUGAAGCUGACCGAAGAGGAGAUUGUCAUUGAAAGGAUAUGAGUUAGCCAUGUUCUCUCUAACAAAAAUGUUCUCUCUUUAAAAAAAAAUGUUUUGGAAAUGUCCCUUUGUGAAAUAUUGAGUAUCAUUUAAUUACAUGCCUUGUUUUGCAUUUUGAGUCCAUCAAAGUUUCAUAUUUUUUCUUUCCCUUGUCAAUUGUUUGGCAGUAGGAGCUGACAUCCUGCUAAACCUGCAAUGCCGCUCACCUUUAUGUAGAAAUAAGACCCACGUUAUACAGUUGAACUGAUGAGGUGACCUUAUCCCACAGUUGCAUGGAAAUCAGUAGGUCUUAUUGCCACAUAAAGGCUAUUGGCAUUGCAGGAUAUAUAAAUCUAUGAGACCGAAUUCUUUUGUCCUUUGUAUUCUUCCUGCAGUCUCUCUGAUACCAAAAUGCUAAUCUGUGGAAAUGAGCAAUUCAGUCUAUAAAUCCUGAAAAGAAGCUCUAAGAUCGCAGAUUAAUAAAAGAUUCCGGCUACGAGGUAGCAUUUUGCUACAAAUAAAUCCAGUAGAUGAGAAUCUCCAGACUUUGAAGUGAGACAGCUGCUGCAACAAUAGUAGUUGAUGGGGAUCUUUGGUUUGCAGCAAAUAUACAAGAACGUGAGAUGUGUAAUACUUGAUUUUUGUAUUGGCUUUGAAAAUCUUUUGUAUCACAAUCUUGUUCCAGGUAGAUCUGUAUUAUAUUUUUUUUUAAUUGUGUUGUGCCAAUAUACACUAAAAAGAAGCACAGUGGGAUGAGUGUGUGUGAGCAAUUCUCAGCUAAACACAAUGAAUUAAAAUUUGUGCAUUCAAUGAAA
Molecule: messenger RNA, 2083 nt
Organism: Eublepharis macularius
Lineage: Eukaryota; Metazoa; Chordata; Lepidosauria; Squamata; Eublepharidae
Gene: TFPI
Product: tissue factor pathway inhibitor
Exons: 9
Coding region: 267-1292 (341 amino acids)
Biological process (GO): negative regulation of peptidase activity
Cellular component (GO): extracellular region
Molecular function (GO): serine-type endopeptidase inhibitor activity
Source: RefSeq, a predicted model, not a curated record